CUCCACCAAACCCUAGCGAGGGCGAGGGAGGGAGAGACCACCCCGCCCCGCCCGGCCCCGACGAUGGAGAGAUCCCGCGGCCUGCUGCUGGUGGCGGGCCUGCUGGCGGCGCUGCUGCCGGCGGCGCCGGCCGCGUUCGGGCCGCAGCCGGGGGCGCCGUGCGAGCCCACGCUGCUGGCGACGCAGGUGGCGCUCUUCUGCGCUCCCGACAUGCCCACCGCGCAGUGCUGCGAGCACGUCGUCGCCGCCGUCGACCUCGGCGGCGGCGUCCCCUGCCUCUGCCGCGUCGCCGCGGAGCCGCAGCUCGUCAUGGCGGGCCUCAACGCCACCCACCUCCUCACGCUCUACGGCUCCUGCGGCGGCCUCCGCCCCGGCGGCGCCCACCUCGCCGCCGCCUGCGAAGGACCCGCUCCCCCGGCCGCCGUCGUCAGCAGCCCCCCGCCCCCGCCACCGUCCGCCGCACCUCGCCGCAAGCAGCCAGCGCACGACGCAGCGCCGCCGCCGUCGAGCGAGAAGACAUUGUCCCUGCCGCCCCAUGAGGAUGACGGCGCCACCCAUGUCAAGGCGGUCACCGCCCAAGUCAAGGCUGUCACCACCGCCCGAGAAGGCCCCAUUCCCCAUUCUCUCACUGUAUGUCCGCGUGCAUAUUAUUUAAGCAUGUCGGUGAGCACUGAGUGCGGCCUGCGAACCGAAGAUAAUUCCUGUUGCUCGCUCUUGAAAUCCAUCGUUUCUCCCUCAAACACGGCAUUAUGCAUUUGCAUACUUGGCGAAAGCGACGCCGUCAAAGAAACUGGGAUGAACGUUCAGGACAUUAUUAACAUUUAUGCCGAGUGCGUUGGGGUUCGGCCGGACAUCCCGGCGAAUGGAUGCGAAGCUCUUGAGUCUGCACCGCCGCCAGCGACCUCCUUCCAGUACACACCACCCCCAAGUGCAAGCUCAUCUCAUCGGACUAUUCUUAUUAUUAUUCUAUCCGUCAGUGUUUUCGGCCUGACACUGCUGGCUGUGUAUUUUCUUGUAGCAAAAGGCUAUGGUUGCAUUGGUAUCAUCUCAUGGGUAAAAGCAAGGUGGGGUGCGGAUACUGGAAGCAACGUCGAGUUAGAGCCUGUGGCUAUUGUGAUUACGAAUUCUGAAGAUGAAGGUCAUGAAGAGCCUCAAAGGAAGAGCUCAAGGAAUAUUCAGAGGAAGAAUUACCGUGAGUAGGGAUGUUACCUUCGUAGACGAAAAAGGUUGCUGUAUGGGUGGUUCGGGUGUCACUAUGUUCAAUGAGUUGAAAUGAUAAUGUUGCGUUGUAAGGGAUGUUUAUUUUGUUGAAAAAAAUCUAAAAUCAUGAUUAUCUUAAUAAGAGGUAGUACAAGUGAUGACAUUGCUAA
Molecule: messenger RNA, 1370 nt
Organism: Aegilops tauschii subsp. strangulata
Lineage: Eukaryota; Viridiplantae; Streptophyta; Magnoliopsida; Poales; Poaceae
Source: RefSeq, a predicted model, not a curated record